Molecule: messenger RNA, 4273 nt
Organism: Ctenocephalides felis (cat flea)
Lineage: Eukaryota; Metazoa; Arthropoda; Insecta; Siphonaptera; Pulicidae
Gene: norpA
Product: 1-phosphatidylinositol 4,5-bisphosphate phosphodiesterase
Exons: 20
Coding region: 370-3660 (1096 amino acids)
Biological process (GO): phosphatidylinositol-mediated signaling; lipid metabolic process
Molecular function (GO): phosphatidylinositol-4,5-bisphosphate phospholipase C activity; calcium ion binding
Source: RefSeq, a predicted model, not a curated record
UGUCCGCACUUUCUGUGUCGAAUUAAUUAUGUAUUGUCAAUGAAAAAACAUUUGAAAAAACAUCUAAAUAUGUUAAACCGAGUGUACAAUAAUGUGCCCGUGUUGUGGGAAUAAACACUGUGUAAAAGUUCAAUAAAUAAAUAAGUGAUUAAUCAAAACACAAAAAAGCAUAUCCAAUCUUCUAGACACCAUCUCUAUAUAUAUUGGCCAAGAGGUAUUCCCGCGAUGUCCACACCGCUCGUCGACAAUCCCCUCAAUCCCUUUUGACACCGAUCCGGAAGCCAAGGAUGAAAACCAUCAUCAUCAUCACUGACUUCGUCAUCGAUUCGAUGAUGAACUAGAAGACUGAUCUUCAUCUUCAUCUUCGAGAUGACGAAGAAGUUGGAGUUCAACUGGCACAUACCAGUGCCAGAUGCUCUUCUCAAGGGAGAUGUCUUCGAUAGAUGGACGGAGGAUAAGGACAGCACGGAUUUGGAGCUGAAUUGCACCUUCAAGGUGGACGAGUAUGGGUUCUUCAUCUAUUGGAAGAGCGAAGGAAGGGAAGGGGACGUCAUCGAGUUGUGCCAAGUCAGCGACAUCAGGGCGGGUGGUGUGCCGAAGGAGCCUAAUUCGAAGUUGACAAAUCAACUCCUGGCAAAGCAUGGAGAUUUGGCAUCUCUGGAAGAGAAGUCUUUGACAAUUUGCAGCGGAACAGAUUACAUCAACAUCAACUAUCAGCAUGUGAUAUGCACAGAUGCUGAAACUGCCAAGAUAUGGCUGGAUGGGCUGAGAAAUAUCACACACAAUGUCAAGGCGAACAACUGUUGUCCGAUGACUUGUCUAAAAAAACAUUGGAUGCGUCUAGGUUUUCUGGUUGAUCCUAAAGGCAAGGUUCCUGUGAAGGUGGUGGCUAGAACUUUUGCCUCAGGAAAGACGGAGAAGCUAGUCUAUCAGUGCCUGUCCGAACUGGGAUUGCCUUCAGGCAAGAACGAUACCAUGGAGAGGGAAGAUUUUACCUUCGAUAAAUUUUAUGCCCUGUACCAUAAAAUUUGUCCAAGGAAUGAUAUUGAGGAACUUUUUAGACAAAUUACCCAAGGAAAGGCGGAUGCUAUCAGCCUGGAACAGUUCAUAAAUUUCCUGAAUGAGAAACAACGUGAUCCGCGUUUAAACGAGAUUUUAUAUCCGCUUUAUGACGAGAAACGAGCUUCAGAAAUUAUAGUUACAUAUGAACAGGACGAACAAGCAAGAGCUGAGAAAAAAUUGACCAAAGACGGAUUGAUCCGUUAUUUAAUGAGCGACGAGAAUGCACCCGUAUUCCUGGACAGAUUAGACUUUUACAUGGACAUGGAGCAGCCACUCUCUCACUACUACAUCAACUCAUCUCACAACACUUAUCUGUCUGGCAGACAAUUUGGUGGUAAGAGCAGUGUGGAAAUGUACCGACAGGUUCUUCUAGCUGGUUGCAGGUGUGUGGAACUUGAUUGCUGGGAUGGUCGAGGGGAAGAUGAAGAACCAAUAAUUACCCAUGGUUUGGCAAUGUGUACGGAUAUUCUAUUCAAGGAUGUCAUUUAUGCCUUGAGAGAUACUGCUUUUGUCACGAGCGAUUAUCCUGUGAUACUCUCUUUCGAAAACCACUGCUGUAAGGCUCAGCAAUACAAACUAGCUAAAUACUGUGAUGAAAUUCUUGGAGACCUCCUGUUAAAGGAACCUCUACCAGAUUACCCACUUGAACCUGGUCAGUUACUUCCUCCUCCGUCUAUGCUUAAACGAAAAAUCUUGAUAAAAAACAAACGCCUAAAACCAGAAGUUGAGAAAGUAGAAUUAGACCUCUUUAAACAAGGUGAGUUUGUGAUAGGCGAAGAAGAAAAGGAGGACGCAUCUGCUAUGAUCAAAGAAGUGCCAAAUUUGACUGAGCCGAUACCUGCGGAUCCAGUAGCUGCCGUUGCUGAUGAAGUAGGAGACGUCGCACCUCCAAUUCAAUAUACAGGAUCCACGACUAAUGUUCAUCCUUGGUUGUCGUCCAUGGUAAACUACGCGCAACCUGUGAAAUUUCAAGGAUUUGAUGUUGCAGAGCAAAACAAUAUACAUUAUAACAUGAGUUCCUUUGCGGAGACUGCUGGUAUGAAUUAUUUGAAACAACAAGCAAUCGAUUUUGUCAAUUACAACAAACGACAAAUGUCCAGGAUAUACCCCAAAGGCACCAGGGCUGAUUCUUCCAACUACAUGCCACAGAUUUUCUGGAAUGCAGGUUGUCAAAUGGUGUCUUUGAAUUUCCAAACAUCGGAUCUACCAAUGCAGUUAAAUCAAGGUAAAUUUGAAUACAAUGGUAAUUGUGGAUAUCUUUUAAAACCUGACUUCAUGAGGAGAGCUGACAGAAGUUUUGAUCCAUUUGCCGAUGCUCCUGUUGAUGGAGUUAUUGCUGCUCAAUGUGCAGUUCAGGUGAUAGCUGGUCAAUUCUUGUCAGAUAAGAAAGUAGGAACCUAUGUAGAAGUUGACAUGUAUGGUUUGCCAACUGAUACAAUAAAAAAGGAAUUCAGAACUCGCAUGGUUCCAGCAAAUGGUUUAAAUCCUGUCUACAACGAAGAACCAUUCUUAUUUCGCAAGGUUGUUUUACCGGAUUUGGCAGUUUUACGUUUUGGUGUCUAUGAUGAGAAUGGAAAGUUGCUAGGGCAAAGGAUUUUACCGCUUGAUGGUUUACAAGCUGGUUAUCGACAUAUAUCUUUGAGGACUGAAGCUAACUUUCCAAUGUCUUUGCCCAUGUUGUUUUGUAAUAUAGAGUUGAAGAUUUAUGUACCUGAUGGAUUUGAAGAUUUUAUGGCAGCAUUGUCAGACCCUAGAGGAUUUUUGGGCGCAGCAGACAAGAGAAUGGAUAAUAUGAAGAACUUGGGUAUAGAGGAUACAAGUGGACAAGGUGAUUGCAAGGAAGAGAAAAAGGAAGCCAAGAAGGAAGAGCCUCCACUGGUCUUUGAACCGAUAACAGUGGACUCGUUACGAUAUGAGAAAGGCUUCCAGAAGACGGCCAAAAAGCAACAGAAAGACUUGGAGUCAUUGAGAAAGAAACACAUGAAGGAAAAAAAUGCCAUGCAAAAGGCUCAAUGCAACGCCAUCGAGAAGCUGAUCAAAAACAGGAAGUACGAAUUAAAAUUAUUAAUGGUCGAUUUCAGAGGUGACAUGUGCCAAGAUCCUCUUGUCCGGCAGCUGGUCUCAGAGCAGACCCAGCAAUGGAGCGAACUGGCCGAGAGGCACCAUCGCGAGGAGUGGAAUCUGCUCAAGACCCAACUGGCUGAUCAGCAGGACGUGCUCAAGAGGCUGAUGGAGGCCGCCCAGUUAGCGCAAAUGAAGCAGCUCGAAGCAAAACACGAGAGAGAGGUGAAGGAGAUGAACUCGAGGCAGGCGAAGGCUUCGGUGGAGACGUCGAAGGAGGUCGCCAACGAUAAGACGCUGAAGACAAAAGGGGAGAAGGACAGGAGACUGAGGGAGAAGAAGCAGAACAAUAUCAAGAAGUUUAUGGACGAGAAAAAGACUGCUGCUAUGAAACAAAAUCGAGAAAGAGAAAAAUUGAAAGUGACACACGAUAAGCAAAUGGAGGACCUAUCCAGUGAUGUACAAAAGUUAAUCGAAAUGUACAAAGUGGAAGAAUCAGAAUACGAACUGAGUUCGAAAAGUGAAUUUUACGCGUAAAACAAUUUAUUUUACUCAACCCAUGUCUGCCUGAAUGCUAUUUAAAGUUUAUGUAUAUUUUUAUUUAAUGUAAUGUAUUUGUUGUAACUUUUAAUCGGUUUAUUUGUGCAUAAUUAAAUUGUCUACAAUAUUGUCAAUUAUUAUACAUUACCACGAAAUAUUUAUUAAUUGCAAUAGUAAAUGAAGAUAAGAUUGCACUAAGAUUGCUCAUAGUUCUAUGAAGUUUACACGUACUAUAAAUAGUUUAUCAGGUUAAUAUGGGUUGAUAUUUUUGAGUUUUCUUUACCAAAGAAAUGGAUUGUUACAGACAAAAAAAAAUGGAAUUGCCAGAUUUUUUGAUAGAAAUUAAUUUCUGAAUCUCGGGAGCAAUUUUUAGAUUCAACAUGGUUGUCUUGUGUCUAUUAAUAAAUUAAUUAAUAAUUAAUGAUAAAUAUGAUCGUGAUGCACAUAGAUGUAAUUAUUAAUAAUUUGUUGUCUGUUAUGUAUUUUAUUAUUUAUUGUUUAAGAUAAAUGAAAGUGUGAAUGACGAAUGAACCAUGCUAUAUUAACUUUUAUUAGCCUUUCGGCGCACUUAUUUAUUAUUUAUCUCAUAACUUUCAUAUUGUACAUCUAA